This is a messenger RNA of Botrytis porri, 1281 nucleotides long. RefSeq lists its product as uncharacterized. The transcript has a single exon. Bases 1 to 1281 code for a protein of 426 amino acids. The record is from RefSeq and is a predicted model, not a curated record. Lineage: Eukaryota; Fungi; Ascomycota; Leotiomycetes; Helotiales; Sclerotiniaceae.
AUGUCGUCUGCCAAGGCUAAAGAACGCAAGAAUCUCGAGCCAAUGGCUCAAAAGACUCCGGUCAACCGUCGUCGUAAUAGUCUUCCAAGUCGAGAGGACAGUGUCGACGAAGACAGCUUUGAUGAGAGCAAUUACUCUGAAAAUGAUGAUGGUGGAGAGAGUAUCUCGGGCUCCUCCUCUUCGUCAGAAGUGGGCUCCAAGUCGGAUUUAGCCGCCACCAAUACCCUCAAGGCCUUGCUUGUGUCACAGCGUCGAUACAUCCCUGACUUCGAUAGUCUACCAAAAACCGGCGUUUGGAUCUCUCCUGCUCCUAGUAAGCAUACCGAGUUCAAGCAGGUCGUUGUACGUACCACCAAGUGCGACAUCUGCAACCAGAAGGUGGAAGCUCAGGACAAAGAGGAAGACGGUAAAGUUAUGCAACGAUGCCGCUGCUGUAACAUUCAAUUCUGUCAGGAUUGCGUACUUAGGGUAUCUGAAGAUGAGAUACACUAUCCUGUUCUUGCAGAGUUGGAAUGGGAAGCCAAAACAAAGGUUAAUGCUAUAACUCGGGGUCAUAAUGGUUUUAAAGAUCACAUGUUCCACAAGCCUCGAUCUGAGCCAAAGCCAGUCAGACCAAUGACCGCGUCGGAGAGAUUGGCCAACUCGAGGGCUAUCGCUUCCGGCAAGUUCAGCAACAUGGCUGUUAACACGCCAACUCCUUCACGUCCAUCGCGAGCCAAGACUACCAAAGCUGCUGCAAAGAAAUCCAAGAAGCGCGAGCUUCCUCCUGGAUACGCAUCUGAAGAGGGAGAUCCUCAUUAUGAUUUGGACUUGGACUGGAUUCAGAGUCUUCCUAUCGAGGAGCAGCGUAAGGAGAGAAAGGAGGCCGCUCAGCGCAAACUUUUGAGAAAACCUAUUCUUGAGACAAUGGAGUAUCCCGGCACCGACGAAGCUGAGAUCGAGCCAACUCCAAAGACUCGAACUCCACUUCCGAAUGCACCAAAGCGUCGUAAGGUUGCAACUCGCACUCCUGCAACUCGUCGUCGCAAUGGCAAAUCCACCAACACAGCCGCCGCUACUAGUGAUGUUGAAACUCCCCUCACUCAACCACCACGCAACACUCUUGAUAGCCUUUCUCAGGCCCAUCCAGUCACCGGAGAGAAUCUUCAGGAAAUGACCGAGCGAUCCGAUGAGAAUCAACGUAGCAUGACACCCAGUCACGAUGAUUUCGACAACGAGGAUUGCAUCCGAGUUGAAGCUAAUGAUGCCGAGGAGGACGAGUAUGAGCCCGAAAACAACUGA